AUGAAUGUGAAGCAACAAAAAGAAAGAAAAGUCAAUAAGUUCAUUAAUAAAAAAGAUACUCAAAGAGAUAUUAAACUUUUAAAGACCUGCUUUACUGUUCUUAAAGCUUAUCUAGGGAAAAAAAAGCUUGAGAAAAAAGAGCUAUAGAUAAUUAACUACUGCAAAUUAAAGAUAAAAAAGCUUAAGCUAAGAAGAUUGUUCAAGGCUUUAAAGUUAUACGUAGCAUAGACUAAUUAAUGGGUCUCUCAAGUUAAGAGAUAAUUUUAGUAGUAGACUCUUUAAAAUAGAUUUAUUGACAUUUUGAAUAAUGCUCAAGCAGAGAGACUUCAACGAAGACGGCAUAUAAGAAUCAUGGCAAAAAUAUUCAGGUAUCUGCAAUAUCAAAAGAAUCAAUCCCUAGAGAUUACAAGGGAAGUCUUGAGCAUUACAGACUAUAAAAUGGUUGAUAAAAGCUUUAAAAAGAUGAAAAGGUAUUACAAAUGCCAGAGUAGACUCUAAGAUAUUGAGAAGAGAUUGAAAAGAAGGUAUUGUUAUAAACUAAAGAGUGUUGCUUUUGGAAGUCUGAGAUUCUACACUUAAAGGAUUAAAAAUGCUAAUAAUGAUAGGAUAUUAAAGAGAUUUGCCAAAAAUGAAAGUUCAUUUUUUGAUGAUAAAGGCGAUAUAGUAUUAUUGGGAGAUGAAGAGUAAGAUAAUUUCUUUCAGAUUUAGGCAUUAAGCUCCUCGCAAUAUGAAUAUGGAAAGGCUGGUGAGUAUUAGAACAAAACUCAUAUUACCAGAAGACUUUCCACCCACAUUGCUAUUAUUGAUAAGUGA
Stylonychia lemnae is the source of this 813-nucleotide messenger RNA. The record is from the annotation of a GenBank genome assembly. Lineage: Eukaryota; Ciliophora; Spirotrichea; Sporadotrichida; Oxytrichidae.